AUGAACGAGCAAGCGAGAAUUGAAUCUCAAACUGUUCAAGCUAGCAGUGAAAGUGUUAAAGUACCUGGUGACACUUCCGAUGCCUUCCUUGAGGAUCUCAUACAGAAGGUCGUCCACGGUUUUGUGUCUAGCUUACAGAAUGAUUUGCCAGAUAUGUGGCAAUCUUUUAACGAGGUCCUGCAGAUUAUACAGCCUUAUUCCUCUCUCAUUGAAGGAAAUGCUCAAUUGAUGCACUAUGUAGAACGUACAUACCAUCACGUUUGUGAAAAACCAGACUGUGGUCUUGAUUUAAACGCACUUGUCCUAGCAUUUCCGCAGCAAAUAUCCAAAUUACAAGAUGACUGUACUUCAGCAAUCAAUCGAAAAGUCAAAUUUCCAUCUGGUACUCAAGACCUUGAAGCUGGAAUUGGCUUGCCAGCCAAGAAAAUUCGGGAGAAGAAAGGCAUUAGUGUCCCAAAAGGAGCUGUUAUUUCCCCACCAGAGGAGAUCUUUGAUGAUAAUGUUGUAAAUAUAAAACAUGUGUUUCCAAGCAAUAAACUGAAUAUCAAUGAUUUACGAAAGUCUCUUCCAUUUGUUGUAUAUGAGAUUGGUCUUCGGGAGGCAUCAUGGGGACGACCGUUGGGCAUUACAGCUACUGCUUUGAAUACUGACCUAGCAGAGAUGCUCCCCGGGGUUGUUAGUCCUAGAACCUCUGGGCUGCAUCUCAUUGAUGAAAUAUCACCUACCAACAAAAAGUGUGUUCAAGACAAAAAAGACGCCAGAGAAGAAAAAGCUGUGAAACGUCCAUUGACAGGGAGAGAAAUUGUCGAAAGAUUUGUGAAGGGUCAUUUUCUGGGUUCGACUAAGUUUGCCUACCUAAACAGAGCAGAAAGCAAGCACUAUGAUCCAUACAACUUGGUGGUUGUCCCAAGAAAGAAGAUGAAUCCAGAACACUUUGUGGUAUCAUCUCAUGCAAUACUUCAUGUAAUACCAAACCGUCCAUCUGAAUUAGUCCCCCUCAACGAAUGGUACAAAGAGGCACUACUGUUUAAUGCCACUCUUAAGUUUAACUUCUUUAAGAAUUUUCUAAUUGCUAAGAUGUUCUUAAGGUGGAAGCGUGUCAAGAAAGUCAGUCAGUUCAGAGCAUUAUGUGACCUUGUCUCCAAAUCAAUGAUCACCUGCACACCUGGUUUUGGUUCGGCAUUGCUUCGGAUAUACUCCCUUGUUGUGGAUCUUGAUCAAGUACAGUUACUUCCACUCAGUGAUCGAAGGUGUAGGCCUCUCCGUGAUUUUAAUAAUGUUACCAUCAAGUUAUUGAAUGAGGCCCAAGAAUGUCUUAAGAUGUUUUACAGUUACUGUUUGUCUGUCAUCAAUAAAACAAAGGAGAACUGUUUUGAGUAUCUGGAAUAUUGUAAGGAGCAGUUGAGCAAGAAGCCACGUAAGCCGAGAGGUCAAUCCAUCUUUGUGACAAAGGAGAGAAAAGCAAUCAAGUUACAGAACAUGAAACAUGCUCAUCAUGAAAUUCUACAGAUGGAGAAGUUUAUUCAACUUGUUGAACAGAUUCUUAUCACAAAGUUACUCACACUUGCAAGGCGGAACAUUUGUACCUUUGUCAACGAUGUGCUGGACUGUUUGGUUAUUAAGGAUCAAGGACUUUUUGAAGUUGCUCUGGAAUUUAACAAGACAGAUCACCUUGUUCUCAACCCUGGCUAUGCUAUGCUCCAACGAUCAUUAUUUUUUGCUUUGGAGAGUGUUCUGAGGAUUCUUUGUCAAACAGCUGAAGUUUUAGAAGCUGGUUUUAAUAUGCCGGAUGACGGAGAGGAUGUGGAAAGAGAAAACUCUCCUGCAAGUUCUAGGUAAUUCAAAAUUUUUAAUUACCCCCUGAAUUACUGUUAAGCCCCACUCUUUGAUAAACACCUCUUUUUUAGAAACCAUUGAGUGGCAGCACUCUCCCCCUGAUGUCAUGCAGAGUAAAAUGGUUUGGCGUUAGACACAGUAAAAUAAUAAAGUAGGGCACAUCUGGGCGCACUGCCACUUAAAGGGUUAACAGAGUGCAUCUUUAUUAGGCAGAUAUAGUGCUUAUAAUACUUUAUAUUAUUUAUUUAAUACUUUAUACUUUAUUAAUAUAUUACUAACUUUAUUUUUUUCUGAUGUGCCAUAUAGUCAACCAUUUUACGUAUUCGUCAAUGGGAGAGUGCUGCCACUCAAUGGUUUAAUCAGGUUAUUUACCCAUACUGUACAUCCUUAAAGCUGUUAAGCCUUUAGUAGCAAUGUGCGAUUAAGUACUUCAAAUGUUAUUUUACUUGAGAUCUCAACUAUCUAAUACCAGAUGAUUUUAUUUGUCAAGGGGUCAGAGCGCUGCCACUUGAUGGGUUAAGCAUGACUCUACACCCAUAUCACCUAUUUUUGCUCACACCAAUAUGAUUGUGGUAUAACUAUACACUGUUAUUUUCGGGGAGUUAAUUUAACUCCCGUGGAGUUAUACUGUACCUCAAUUAACUCCAAAUGUGGAGUAAAAUUAGGUUGAAAAUAAUACCACUGGAGUUAAAUUAAUUUCCUGAAAUUGACAGUGUACUAUUGGCAAUUGGUCUUAUCUUGCAUAAUCAUGCAAUGUAUGGUGCAAUACUGUAAUUCAAGAUUUUUAGCUACACCUGACUGGUACUCCAAUACUUAUUCAGUUAUUGCUAGUAUACGUCUAGACGUACCGUAUAUUCUUGACUAGUCUGGUACAAAAUUAAGAUACUCAAGGUGUUAUUAAUAAUUACAUAAAGGACAGUUUUUGAACAGUAAAAUCAUCCAGUAAUCUAAUUUAGAACAAGAAGGAGUUUACACUGACAGUCAACUAGCUUUUCUCAUGCGGGCCAAUAUCUGUCAUUGUGUAUGGUACUGUCUUCCUUUAAUGUCAAAAAAUCUAGUAGAUUUUUAAAUUAAAACAAUGUCAAAAGUGACCUUUCAAAGUUGUGACUGUAAAUUGGCCAUAAUGAUACAGAUUAUACACACAAGAACAGUGAUUAUAAGAAGUGGUAUUUCGCGGUGCAUAUAAUUAUAUGCUCUCAAAUUUGGGACUGAGACAGACAGGCAGUACGGUACAUCAAAACUGUGUAAACGGUGGUGCCUUACAUUACCUCAAAACUGCUGACAUCAGUGGUGUCAGAAUUGAUUUCACACAAAUACCUUGUAAUGGUUUUCAAAAUAAAAUACUAAUUCGCUAUGGUUUUCAAUACGUAUCCAAAGAUCAGGACGCUUCUAUGUAGGGCGGUGCAACGAGGGCGCUGAUCGACGUCUGAUGCGGAAGUAGCCUUAGUAAUCUUAAUCUGUAGUUAUAUCUGUCAAAGUCUUGAAAAGUCAUGGCAAGAUCUGUAGAACUUUACAUCUUCACAAGAUUUUGAAAAAUCAUGCCAAUACCUUAAAUCCUUAAUAGUUAAAUCUUUGCAAGAUCUUGAAAGAUUAUGUCAUGUUGAAAGCUUACAUGCAGUCUGAAAACUGCUGCAUGUAGGACGUUACGAGUAACUGUACCGGUAUAAUAUACCCGUGCAAACUUCGGUGUUCUCUAUCGGCUGCGGCAUAAUCAAGUACUUUUCCAGUUUCUCAACCAAUCAGAAUCUGGUUGUCAACCAGGGGUCGAAAUUUAAAUUUUUUUGUACUAUACAGCCGGAAUAGUAGAUUUUUAUAUUUACUAUUCCGUCUGAAAAUCCACUAUUCCUUAAUGUACUGUUUCUGUUCAUGCAGAGUCCGCGUUAAUGUUCUGAUUUUCGUGAAAUCAUCCUUGAGACUCCUAAAGUGAACUGAAUAAUUGAAUAACAAAAAAUAAACAUGACUGUACAGUGCAUUGCUCUGUACAGUCAUGAACAAAUUAUUAAUAAAAAAACAAAGUUCAAACACUGAAAUGAACUUUGUUGCGAAGUUCGCGCCCAAUUUCCGAACUUGGAAACGUAAUUGGCAAGUUCGCAACGAACUUGGAAACCGCGAGUUCGCAACGAACUUGGAAACCGCGCGUUGAAAAGUGACUUGAAAUCAACAAUAAUAUUCGUGCAAAGAAAUUGGAAUAUGCAAGUAUUGCAAGCGAACAAGAACUUAGCUACGAAGUGGAACAGUGACUCAAAGUCCGGUAUAAAGUGAUAUAUUAUACAAGAGAAAAACCCUUGCAUGUCGAUAUUUGGUACCACAAUUUUUUCAACUAUACAAACGGAAUACUGUGAUCAUCAAGUUUACUAUUCCGUCAGGCAUAUUAGUAUAUUCGGAAUAGCGGGAAUUUUGACCCCUGGUUGUGUUAAUCUGUCAUUUCAAGAAUGCGAUUAUUAAACAUUGACUGUUAUUAUUUAGUGAAAAAAGUGACUCCAAGCGUCCGGAUUCAAAAUCCCCCAACAUGUUACACAACUUCCUGAUUGGUCAAUCCCCAAUAAUGUUUGCUCCGGCCACCAGCCUACCUAGACUCAGCAUCUAUGAUCGUACGACGCACAACACACCUAUAGCCCGCCCUCUUUAUUCACCCAAAGCCCCAGAAAAAGAAGAUAAGAGAAGCACAAAUCUCAAGUCGUUGUUACAAGAAUCCUUUAUACAGGAAUCUCAAGCAUUUCCUGAAAACACUGAAGAACAACGACCCGAGUCAGCAGAACGGUGCAUCGAGCCAACUGGUGGGUUACUUGUGCAAGGAAAAACAAUGCAGCUGCGAGUUGGAGCAUUGACAAGUCCUUUGUCCAAAAAGAAACUCGAGGGAGUAGUCUUUAGAGAGUAA
This is a messenger RNA of Paramuricea clavata, 4714 nucleotides long. NCBI's taxonomy places the organism in Eukaryota, Metazoa, Cnidaria, Anthozoa, Malacalcyonacea, Plexauridae. The record is from the annotation of a GenBank genome assembly.